GGCUCCGUGAUCAGCCUGGAGCAGCAGCAGAAAAUCGAGGAACAGAAGAAAUGGCUGGACUUGGAGAUGGAUAAAGUUCUCGAGCAGCGCCGGGCCCUGGAUGAGCUAGAAGAUGAGCUGAGGAAGCGGGAAGGUAUUGUGGCCAAAAAGGAAGCCCUGCUGCAGGAGAAGAAUGGCCUGGAGAGCAAACGACUGCGCUCCAGCCAGGCCCUGACAGAUGACAUAGUGCGUGUGUCCAGCCGCCUGGAGCACCUGGAAAAGGAGCUGACUGAGAAGAGUGGGCAGCUGCGUCACAGCAGUGCCCAUGACCAGCAGCAGAUCCGCCAGGAGAUCAACAGCCUGCGCCAGGAGAAGGACCAGCUGCUCAAGCAGAGGUUGGAGCUCGACAACAAGCUGCGUCAGGGCACCCUGCUGUCCCCAGAGGAAGAACGGAUCUUGUUCCAGCUGGAUGAGGCAAUAGAGGCUCUUGAUGCAGCCAUUGAGUACAAGAAUGAGUCCAUCACAUGCAGGCAGCGAGUCCUGCGGGCCUCGGCCAGCCUGCUGUCCCAGUGCGAGAUGAAUCUCAUGGCCAAGCUCAGCUACCUCUCCUCCUCAGAGACCCGAGCUCUGCUCUGCAAGUACUUUGAUAAGGUGGUGACACUGCGAGAAGAUCAGCACAGACAGCACAUUGCCUUCUCAGAGCUGGAGAUGCAGCUGGAGGAGCAGCAGCAGCUGGUAUACUGGCUGGAGGCAGCGGUGGAGCGCCAGCGCCUGGAGAUGGACCGUCAGCUCACCCUGCAGCAGAAGGAGCACGAGCAGAACAUGCAGUUACUGCUCCAGCAGAGCCGCGAGCACAUGGAUGAGGGGCUGGCCAGCAGCAAGCUACAGUAUGAGGCAAGGAUUCAGGUGCUGGAAAAGGAGCUGAGCCGUUACAUGUGGGCAAACCAGGAGCUGAACCAGAGGCUGAGUAACAUGAACCUCCAUCCUGGACAGACCAAAGCAGCGAUGGAGAGAAGCAUUCACGGGGCUGGGGACAGAGCUCCCCCUGCGCUUGGGACCUGCGAGGAAUCCACCCUGGGGGAACAGCCCUCGGUCGCUGAAGAAAGCCCUCGGGUCAGGGACGAGAGCAGGGACCUGGUGCACGCCCCUUUGCCAUCGACGUGGAGGCGUUCCUCCCUGCCCAACGACAGCCCCGGCGACCUCCGGCAGAGGGACGCCGCUGAGCACUUGCCGAGGGCAGGGCUGGCAGGGCAGCCCCCCGAGGUGCACCCACCCCGGAGCCUCGCUCCUGCCUCCAAGCCCCGCUGGGAGCUGCGCAGAGCCAGCCUGCACGCGACCCCAGUGCCUUACCACCCCGCAAUGAUCGACGUGAGGAAAAACCCGCUCUAG
Molecule: messenger RNA, 1368 nt
Organism: Leptosomus discolor (cuckoo roller)
Lineage: Eukaryota; Metazoa; Chordata; Aves; Leptosomiformes; Leptosomidae
Source: RefSeq, a predicted model, not a curated record